GCUCCAUGAGAGCUGCAGGUCAGCUCAGUGCGGGGGAAGUCUUCGGAGAGUUGUUGGGAUGGGGAGUUUCCAGCUGAUGUCUUUAAGAAAUUUAUAACAGAGAAGUGAUAACCUGCUCCAGUAUUAGUUACUGCUUCUCUUCGUCAGGGAGAAUAAGGCAGCGUGCGCGAGGAGUGGCGUGUGCGAGGCGCUCUGCACGCGAUGUGGGCAGCAGCUGACCCCCGGGGAGCUGAGGUGGUGUGUGGGUCAGAAGGGCUGUAGUGGAGAAAGGAUAGCUGUAGAGUCUGUGAGGCCCUAGUUGUGCUUCGUGGAAAAGGAAAUCUGGGGAUAGGCAGGGCUUCUUUAGGGAAGCAGGAGUGGAAGUGUUUUGCUUCUGGGAAGCGUUUAAAGGAGAGACGAAGAUGCGUCUCCUGUGGCUAUCGCCUUUUGCUAGAUGUUGCUCUCGGGCAUUUUUACAGUUCUGGGCAGGGGGAGGAAAGGCGAGGCAGCAGCGGUGCCUUUUUUCCGGUUCUCCGACGUCUGCUUCUCACUGGAGCAAGGUGGUUUCUGAUGCAGAGAAGAUCGUGGGCUAUCCGACCUCUUUCAUGAGCCUCCGUUGCCUUCUGAGCGACGAGCUGAGUAAUAUCGCCAUGCAGGUGCGCAAGUUGGUGGGGACCAAGCACCCGUUGCUCAACACUGCCAGAGGUUUUGUUUAUGAUAGCAGAAAUAACCUGCAGAUGCGAGGUCUGGUGGUUUUACUUGUUUCUAAAGCAGCUGGGCCCAACAACAAAGCAGACAACUCUCUCCAGAAAGACAUGAUCAGUGGGAUAUAUUCUAGCCAACGAAGUCUGGCAGAAGUUACAGAGUUGAUCCACACGGCUUUCUUGGUACAUCGUGGGAUAGUAAACAUUGGUGAAUUGACGUCCUUGGAUGGCCCAUUGAAGGAUAUGCAGUUUGGGAAUAAAAUGGCUGUUCUAAGUGGUGAUUUUCUUCUAGCAAAUGCAUGUACAGGCCUAGCUCAACUACAGAAUACAAAGGUAGUAGAGAUCAUGUCAAGUGCCAUUGGUGAAUUAGUGCAAGGGAUAUAUUAUGAAAAUUCUAACUUAGCAAAGGAAAAUGGUCUCACCGAUGACACUGGAAUAUCAACUUGGGAAGAACAAAUUUUCCUAUCCCAUAGUGCCUUGCUAGCAAAAAGCUGCCAAGCUGCAAUGGAAUUGGCAAAGCAUGAUGCAGGGAUACAGAAUAUGGCGUUUAAGUAUGGAAAGCACAUGUCUAUGAGUCAUAAGCUAAAUGUCGACAUUCAGCCAUUUGUUAAAGAAAAUUGUAAUGGUACAGUGGCCUUCGAUUUAAAUUCUGCUCCUGUAGUCUUGCAUCAGGAGAUCAUCGGACGAGAAGCCUGGAUGAAGCAGAUUAGAGAGGCUCAGAUUAAAGGAAGUUUAAUAGACUAUACUAAGUUGCAGGAUGCAAUCAAGGCUGGCAAAGGUGUGACUUCAGCUAUUGACCUAUGUCGUUUCCAUGGAAACAGAGCGCUGGAGGCUCUGGAGUGCUUCCCUCCCUCUGAGGCCAGAUCUGCUUUAGAAAACAUUGUUUAUGCUGUGACAAGAUUUUCAUGAUGCACAGUUGGGGGGAAAAAAGAAAUUAUUGUUCAUCUGCUGAAUAACAGAUAAUAAUUGCAAAAGUUGAAAUUUGCCAUCACAUCUCAUCUCAGUGUGUUAGUAGCCUUAAAAUUUUGUUUCUGUUCCACUCACCACAUUUCCCAAAUGAACAUAUAUCCUUCGGAACUGCUACAAACAAAAUUAGGGGAAAAAGGUCAAACAGUUUUCGCUUGUCAUGCCAGAAGCACACUUGAGGCUGCAUCAGCAGAAAUAAUUAAUGAGACUCACUUCUGUGACCUCAGCAAAUGGACAGGAAAUAAGUCCUUAUUGAUUGGACAUAGCCAGGGAUGGCGCCAGUGUGGUGGCCUGUGGUUUUCCUGCACUAGAGAAGACAGAGGGAGGCGUGAAGCUGCAGGUGUCGGAAGGAACGCUUUCUAAAUCUGCCAGGGAGAGGGCUGUUUAAAUUCAGAAUUAAUGUACCAAUUUAUCAACAUGAAGGGCAGCUCGAUGAAUUAGUGAGAAAGGAAGGGUUAUUUUAUCUGACUACAUUCAGCCAUGCCCCCUCACACUCUGAUGUUUAUGUAUUUAAACCCAAAAUUACUUUGUGCCUGCUGUGCUGAGUGUUUUAAAGUUAUAAAGAGAAAGCAUCCGGUGUUGCAAGAGCUUUAUGACAGUUGUUCUGUAUAAAAUAACUCUUCAAUGGGAAUCAAAGAAUGGGCUUUUGGGGGUUUCAGCAAGGUAAAAUAUUUGUCUUUUUUAUAUCUAUCAAUCUUUCUUGACAAGAAUUUGUACUGUAUUUUCCUAGAUUUAUUCAAUAUUUUGUUUUCAUUCAGGCUGAAUAAAUACUUCUUCAUACAACUCUGCAUCAAUCCGGUGGAAUAAGGGAUAGUUGUUGCCCCCGUCCCCCCCCCCCCCAUGCUAGUACAGGAUUUCAUUCCCUGAAUAGAUGUAUAUUACAUGAGAAGUUUUUUAACCUUACUGUGUCAAAUGUUAAAGUCCAAUUACAGAGAGAAUACAAGGUAUAUCAGAAGCCUGCAAUCUGACACUGUCUCUAUUUUGUUCAUAGGAGAUGAUUUUUGUGGUUUGCAUGCUUGCAAUCUGAGAACAUCGUUGACAAGAAGGCUGAGUUUACAUAAAUGAUCCAGAUUGAGACUCAGCUACCUUUCUUCCUUCUGUGGUGUAAUUACAGCCCAAUCUGGAGACAGCUAGCACAGCAAACAGAUUUCAUUACAUUACUCUCUUGAACACUAAGUGGAGUUAUUUCAGUUAACUUCUUCACACACACACAUUAAAGUGAAGUGUCACAA
Molecule: messenger RNA, 2881 nt
Organism: Eublepharis macularius
Lineage: Eukaryota; Metazoa; Chordata; Lepidosauria; Squamata; Eublepharidae
Gene: PDSS2
Product: decaprenyl diphosphate synthase subunit 2
Exons: 8
Coding region: 402-1592 (396 amino acids)
Biological process (GO): ubiquinone biosynthetic process; isoprenoid biosynthetic process
Cellular component (GO): transferase complex; mitochondrion
Molecular function (GO): prenyltransferase activity
Source: RefSeq, a predicted model, not a curated record